Molecule: messenger RNA, 1016 nt
Organism: Athene cunicularia (burrowing owl)
Lineage: Eukaryota; Metazoa; Chordata; Aves; Strigiformes; Strigidae
Exons: 2
Coding region: 32-1009 (325 amino acids)
Source: RefSeq, a predicted model, not a curated record
UUUGUGGCUUUGGGUAGUGGCACUUGGAUCUAUGGUACCCUUUGCCAAAGGAAGAGGGACCACAGCAACAAGCCCUCGGCUGAGGUGGAGCCUGGGGACAAAGAGAAAUCGGGUUUUUCUCGGAGCCUGGGUUGUGAACGGCAGGAGUCGCGGCAGCAGAAGGCAAGCACAAGGGCCCCGCUACCUGACUGUGCCACAGCAGCGCCCAGAGGCCCUGGGCCUGCGCUUCGGUGCCGUGGCUGAGGCCUGUGGCAGGAGGGGAAGAGCCCACCUGGCGGUGGCAGAUCUGGCGUUGUGGGAACGCCAGCGCUGCCCACAUGAGGCUGUGCUGGCCACAGCUGGCUGUGGCUUGUCCUCCUGUGUCCAGGCCUUCAGGUCUGCUUCCCCAGGACAUUGGUGUCUGUGUUUUCUAUCCCUUUCCCUCCCUCCCUUAUUUUUGGUUCUGCCUCACACUUUUGCUGUUGUUGAGCGAGGCGGCUCCUGGGCAGAGCCCCUUCUGCCCCCACCCAGCCUCUGCUGCAGUGCCCUGUUCCCACAGCUGGUCAGGCAGGUCCUGCCUUCCCCUGCCCUCAGCACUCCGGGGAUGGCAACACCCCCUGCCAGCAUGGCCAGGCUCCUCGGGGGGGCCAUGGCAGCUCUAGUGCCAGCUGAGGAGGGGUGGCCCUCUGGGGGGGUGUUGGGGGAUGGCGCGUGGCUCUGCUGCCCUGGUGCUCUCCUAGGGACCAGCUCUGUGGCCCUGGCAGUGUCUGCAGGUCACAGUGUUGCUCCAGGCCCAGCCCCCAGAGGAAACCCCCUGAACUGUGAACAGACCAAGUCCGAGGGUGGCCUCGGUGCAGCCGGGCCUGGCACCAGGGUGGACGCUGGAUGUGGAAGCGCUUGGUGCCCUUGGCAAAGCGCUCCAGGGUGGGGAGAGGGGGGUGGUAGCUGUAAUGCCCAGGGUGGGCUGUGGACUGCAGGGGCAGGUGGCAGCAGUGCUGGGAGCCCAAAGCUGCUGCUCGCUGGCUGCUAACCCACCA